This is a messenger RNA of Sinocyclocheilus grahami, 2158 nucleotides long. RefSeq lists its product as uncharacterized. Gene Ontology annotation, biological process: phagocytosis. Bases 197 to 958 code for a protein of 253 amino acids. The record is from RefSeq and is a predicted model, not a curated record. The transcript is spliced from 7 exons. Lineage: Eukaryota; Metazoa; Chordata; Actinopteri; Cypriniformes; Cyprinidae.
CCACAAGGUGGCGUGACAUACGCGUAGACAGGCGUUUUUCUUGCAAAACAAGCGACGAAGAGACCACAAGAGCUGUCAACAAAAGCUCUCCUGAAAAUGCUGCUGUCAAUCCGAAUAAUAACGAGCUAAAUUUGACCACUGACCACUAAAAUCGACCGAUAUCAUCCUUUCGUGACCAUUUAACUAAAAUCUCACAAUGGCAGAUGGAAACACUCUUUCCGGUGUAAAUGUUGUGCUUGUUAUGACCUACGGCAGCUUGGUGUUUGUGCUGUUGUUCAUCUUUGUGAAAAGGCAGAUUAUGCGCUUCGCUAUGAAAUCUCGCAGAGGACCGCACGUCCCGCUGGGUCACAACGCACCAAAAGAGUUGAGAGAGGAGAUCGAUUCCCGUUUAUCAAAAGUGAACGACAUUCGUUAUGAGCCACAUCUACUCUCUAAAGAUGACGAUCGCCUGAAGCAUCAAGGCCAGAAUGGUUGUUAUAAUUAUCUCUUCAGAAUGCAAGCGUUAGAUGCUAUCAGAGACUCCGAUAUCCCGUCUCGUGAGUUGUGUUGCAGUGCCAGCGCUCUGACCGGCCGCCGCUACAGGAACUGGCUGCAGGACCUGCGAAACUCUCACUCUCUGUUCAAGUCAAAUCACAGUUCACUAAUAGAUCGCUUACUGGAGGGCUACGACAACGCUCGCCAUGGGACAGGGGUGUUUGGUGAGGCAGAGUUUGUGAAGUAUAAGGACGAUCUGGCUGAACUGGCUGCUCUUGUAAAGACCCACUCCAGCACCACCAGUCUAAACCAGCAGCACCAGUCAGCAGCUAAAGAUCUGACCAGCUCUCCCGGCCCUUCGUCUGCCUCUACCAUUCAGGUCACGUACCUGCCGUCUACCGGACAGCGCAGCAAGAGGCCCAAACACUUCCUGGAGCUCAAAAACUUUAAAGACAACUAUAAUACGCUAGAAAGCACACUUUAGAGAAUGAAACCUGUUUGAAGAACUGUGUAAAUACACCUCAAAGACUGUGAUACAGAAGUGUUCAUUGCUCACUGGAAAAUCCUUUAUGUAGAAAUGAAAACGGUGGGAGAUGCAGUAAAAUGGCCUCAAAUCACAUCGAGAAUGUGAGAAUGACUUAAUAUAUGACAAAAUCUGUCGGAUAAAUGUCAAUGCAACUUCUUUGAGAGCAAUGCAAGAAUGUUAUGUUUGUAGUUUUAAUGUUUUCUGAUGGUUAAAAGCCACUGUUUACCAGCUUUUAUUUGCGAGAAUGGCUUUUUAAUGUGAAUAGGGAGUGUAAUGUUUAUAUCUUUAUUGUCCAAAGAGCACCAACAAAGCACCCUUUAGCUGAGAUGAUAAGAUUUUAACUGGCUUGGCUUUUCUGGCAAAAACACGUGGAUUAAAAUCAGCUGAAUGGACAUUAAAAGGAUAGAUCACCCAAAAAUGAAAAUUCCAUCAUUUUUAAGCACCCUUCACUUGUUCCAAACAAAAGAAGAUAUUUUGAAUGUUGGUAACAAAACAGUUGAUGGUAGCCAGUGGCUUCCAUAGUAUGGAAAAAAAUUCUAUGGAAGUUAAUGGCGACUGUCAACGGUUUGGUUUAUUUUUGGGUGAACUAUCCCUUACCCUUACACCAGUUUUAUACUAAGACUACUUCAACUUGAGGUUUCCAAAUAAGAUCCUGUGCCACAUCCAUGAGAAUAGAAUAAUAGAAUUUGGGAGAGGUAUUUAUUUCUGUGCUGUUGAUCAUUAGAUGAUUGCCCUUAUUUCUUUUUUAAGUGCAAUUUUAAUUUGUGAAUUAGUUCAUGUAAAUAUGUGUAUAUGAGGAAGAUUGUGGUUUGAGGCAUGAAUUGAUAUGGUUGUCAUGGUAAUGUGGUAGACAGCUAUAAGAGACUUUAUAUUGACUUUCACUGUAUUCUAAAGUCUUAUCAGAUCUAAUGAAGUGUCUGCAUCAUCUGUACCUGCACCUCUCGGCCAGUGGGGGUCUUCACUAACAAGACGUCACUGGUUGGGUAUGCAAUCCAGGGCUGCCCGAUCCAGCUCUGUUGCCGGAGAUCUACCUACCGGUUCAAUUCCAUUCAGUUCUAACCCUGCUCCAGCAAACCUCUCUGGAGUUAUCAAGUGCUUCUGAGGAUCUCAGUUAGGCUCACCAAGGCUGAAUUUAUUUGUUUAAAAUCUGGAAUCUGA